AUGAGCAGCCGUCCAGCAUUCUACAGCCGCCGCUCUUACAACGACUACGAGAACAUGGGUCCCCAACUCGAAGACUCCGAUACACAGGCUUUAGAGCCUACUCCCCGCCACAACACCAAACAAGCUUCUGUCGACCCGUUCCCGACUGAUGUGCAGAGGAUUCCUAUCAAUUCUGAAAGCCCUUUGCAUCAAGUGCGUCGCGCACCCUCAGACUCAUUCAGGAGUUUACGCUACGAUACCAAGAAGCGCUCCUACCGCUUUGACAAUCUUUCGGAUAUCGAGAGCGAAAGAAGUGCCGGGAGAGGUGCCAAUGGUCCGGGCUCUUUCUACAGGAAUGGACGGCCCUCUACUCCGGUCGAGGAGAUUUUGCGGUUGCCUUUGACUUGGUGGAUGAAUUCGACUGCCAAGAAUCGUGAGUUGCCUUUUUCGAUCUUCGAUGCUCGUGGCAUGAGUGCGAGGUUUGCUAACAGAAAGUCGAAGACNUUCGUAGCCAUGAUAGGCGAAUUCGUCGGUACGACCAUGUUCCUCUUCUUCGCCUUUGCCGGUACCCAAGUCGCCAAUAUUGGAGCUUCGUCCACUACUACCACCAAUGCCACCAAUGGAUUCUCGCCUCUUGUCCUUCUUUACACUGCUGUCUCCUUUGGCUUCUCUCUUAUGGUGAACGUCUGGAUCUUCUUCCGUAUUUCUGGCGGUCUGUUCAAUCCUGCAGUCACCCUCGCCAUGGUCAUGGUAAAGUCUCUGGAUUAUGUUCGUGGCAGUCUGCUUUUCCUAGCACAGAUUUCUGGCAGUCUUCUGGCGAGUGUGCUGGUCAGAGCGCUUUUUCCUACGCCACUCAAUGUUAGGACGACGUUGAGUGCAGACACCAGCAAAGCCCGCGGUGUCUUUAUCGAAGCAAUUCUCACUGCUGAACUUGUCUUUACGAUCUUCAUGCUCGCAAAGGAGAAGCAUCGUGCUACCUACAUGGCUCCAGUCGGCAUCGGUCUUUCCCUCUUCAUUGCUGAGUUGGUCGGUGUCUUCUAUACUGGCGGUUCUCUCAAUCCCGCAAGAAGCUUCGGUCCUUGUGCUGUUACUGGAGUGUGGGAUAAUGAGCAUUGGGUCUAUUGGUUGGGACCUGCACUGGGUGCUCUCAUUGCAGUGGUGUUCUACAAGUUUAUCAAGAUCUUGGAGUAUGAGAUCGCGAACCCGGGACAGGAUGCUACGAGUGAGGAUGUUUCGCCGCCGCUGAGUAGGGAUGGAGCGUGGAGGAAGAAGGAUGAGGAGGCUUGA
Aureobasidium vineae is the source of this 1266-nucleotide messenger RNA. The record is from the annotation of a GenBank genome assembly. Lineage: Eukaryota; Fungi; Ascomycota; Dothideomycetes; Dothideales; Saccotheciaceae.